CUAAAACCUAAUCUACCUUAAAAAAAAAAAAUCCCACGGCUGGGCACUUGUAGCUCAGUGAGUAGGGUGCCAGCCACGUACACUGAGGCUGGCGGGUUUGAGCCUGGCCCAGGUCUACUAAAUAACAAUGACAAGUGCAACAAUAACAACAACAACAACAACAACAACAAAAAUAGCCAGGUGUUGUGGCAGGCGCCUGUGGUCCCAGUUACUCGGGAGGCUGAGCCAAGAGAAUUGCUUAAGCCCAAAAGUUUGAGGUUGCUGUGAGCUGUGAUGCCAUACCACUCUACCAAGGGUGAUGUAGUGAGACUUUGUCUCAAAAAAAAGAAAAAAUUCCAAUUCCUGAGACUUUAUCCUCAUAAAUUGAAAUUUGAGAACUAUUCUCUUGAUUCUCUUCUCACUUAGCACAUGCUACUGCUGCUAGAGUUCUCACCUUAAAUAUCAUCUCUCUCUCUGAUAACUUUCCCCCAACUUUCCUGACUCCCACUUUGUCAAAUAUCCUUGUUCUAGGUGGCCCAUUUUUGCAUUUGGUAAGACUCAUUAAACUUGGAGUUACUUGCCUAGUGUCCAUUGCCAACCUCUGAGCUUCACAAAGUCGCUAUUUAAAAUUCCCGGUCAGUAGUUUGUUUCUCCCUCAGCCAGGAAGGAUGUGGCUUCCCACCUUCCAUCCUUUGAGGUUGGUAUACCCAUUAAGGACAGCAAGUGCCAUGGUUUCCAGUGCUUCAGACAAACCUCAGAUGCGUGACCUCUUGGCUAGAUGCCCAUGUGUUCAUAUUGUUGGAGCAUUUGCUGUGUCCCUGGGAGUUGCAGCUUUCUGUAAGUUUGUUGUGGCUGAACCAAGAAAGAAGGCAUAUGCAGAUUUCUAUGGAAAUUAUGACUCUAUGAAAGAUUUUGAGGAGAUGAGAAAGGCUGGUAUCUUUCACAGCACAAAGUAAUUUUGGAAUAUAAAAAAUUAAUUUAGGCUGUUAUACACAGAAGUUUGUCACUGACCUGUGUUCCUGAGCUAUGAAUACGUGUGAUAAACAAUUAACAAAUAAGAACUAAACACAUAAAAACAAAAUUUCUGGUCACUGCUAGCUCCCCAACACUAAGGACAGUGUGUGGACCAUAGAAGCUGCCCCAGAGAUAUUUAAUUGAGUUCUAGAUUCACUAAUCUACAAAUGUGAAAUGUUGGCAUGGGACUGAAACUGAAUGUCUGCCUCCAUCAUACCCUGAUCUUGAAAUACCAUUCUUACUUCCUCGUUCACAGCCAGACUCAUAGAAAUGAUUAUUAGAAAAAACUUAAAGAUUGUCCAGUCUGAAGACAUCAGAGAUUGUGUAGAUAAUGCAAGUGAGUAUCCAGUCUUAGCUUGACUACCAAGGUAGAGAAACCACCUUCCAAGGAGACUCAUCACAUCCUGGAAGCUCUCAGUGCUGGAAAGUUUUUUCCUAACGCUGAUCCUCUGCAGUCUCCUCCCGAAUCUGAUUUGCUUUAGUUUUUUUUUUUUUUUUUUUGCAGUUUUUGGCCGAGAUUGGGUUUGAACUGCCACCUCCGGCAUGUAGGGCCGGUGCCCUACUCCAUUGAGCCACAGGCGCCGCCCUGCUAUAGUUUUGCUCAACAUCAUAUUCUUCUGGAAUGAUUUAAUGUUUUUCUUUUCAUAUUAACGACCUGGAUCAACUCUCCUAUCCAAACUUCUUUUUGUAAAGAGAAUAAAAAUUGACACCCUUGUGAGUAGUCUCUCAAAUGGGAACAUAACUAGCCUUAAAUACAAAGACUUCGUUCAUUCAUUCAUUCAUUCAUUCAUUCUAAAGACAUCAACCGAGGGCUGAGAUUGUGUUUAGUUUGGGGGUGACAACGGUAGGGCAUGCAGAAGAAAUGGAAGAUGGCAUCUAUCUGAGGGUAAUAGGAUAUUUAUAAUAUGGAGUGAUCACAGCAACAGAGGAACUGCCAAGAGGAAGCUGGGGCAGACUACGCUGGGAGCCAAAAAAAGGCUAGGGAGUAUUCUAAGAGUUUAGGGUGUGUGGUAUGUACAGAGGUCUGGGAAGGCUUCAUUGAUGAAGGGGAACUUGGGCUGAGUUUGGUGGCUGAGCUACAUGAGUCAGUAGCUGUCAGAAUCCAAGAGAGAACUCUUUCCCUAAUGGACAGGGAGGGGCUUAGUGAGGGUGGAGGAAGUUAGAGGGCUGCUGGUUAGGGGCAGACUCAUUUCCCUCUCCUCAGUCCCUCGGAGCUGGCACUGUCCCUAGGGGUCUUGUAACCUAAUCUUCAUCACAGCCCUGGGGCCCACCAAGUCGUGUGUCCUGGGGCCGGAGCUGCUGACAUGGUGGCCCUCCCCAGCCUGUUCCUUCUCCUGCUGCUCCAGGAGGCAAAAGGGGACUCUGGGGAUGGUGUGGAUCCCAAGGAAGUGGUUGCGGUCCUUCAGGAGUCCAUUUACCUCCCCCUGGAAAUUCCACGUGAGGAGGAGGUCGCGGACAUCAUCUGGUCCUCCCACAAGAGGCUUGCAACUGUGGUGCCGGGGAAAGAGGGGUAUCCUGCUGCCAUCACGGUGACUGACCCCCGGUACCAGGGCCGCGUGAGCUUCCUGGAGCCCAGCUUCUCCCUCCACAUCAGCAAUCUGAGCUGGCAGGACUCAGGGCUUUACCAAGCGCAAGUCAACCUGAACACAUCCCAGGUCUCUGCCUUGCAGCUCUUCAACCUACGAGUUUACCGAAGGCUGUCAGAGCCCCAAAUUGCCGUGAGCUUUAAGAUCUCUGCAGAACGUGCCUGUAAUGUGUCCCUGACAUGCUCUGUGGAGAAGGCAGACAUGGAUGUUACCUACAGCUGGCUCUCCUGGGGGGACAAUGCUGGCACAGUUCAUGAAGGCCCUGUCCUCAGCACAUCCUGGAGGCCCGGGGACAGUGCUCUCUCCUACACCUGCCGGGCCAGCAACCCUGUCAGCAACAUCAGUUCUCGCCCCACCCCUGCUGGGCCCUUCUGUGCAGAUCCCGAAUAUCCUUCUGAGAAGUCCUCAACAGCCUUCUGCCUCCUGGCCAAGGGGUUGCUCUUCCUCUUGCUCUUGGUAAUCCUGGCUGUGGGGCUCUGGGUCGCCCGAGUCCCGAAAAGACACAAAAUGCCAAGAAUGAAGAAACUCAGGAGAAACAGAAUGAAACUAAGGAGGAAGGGGCAGCUUGUCCUCAGCCCUGUCUGAUUGCUCCCUGGGGACCCCUGAGUCAAGUCCUGAGCCUUGGCUCGUCUCAGACCCCCUCAGAGCCAGAUCCUUCCUGGCUUUCCUCCUCCAGAGUGGGGGGAGGAGAGGGACUCAGGGGUGAGUAUGCAAAGGGCUGCCUGAGGAAAGACAAUCUGGCCAUAAAGUCAAGUUAAGUGACUACCUCUCUGCGGAGCUGUGUUUAUACUUUUAAUAAGAAAAAUGAUAGAUUCCUUUUAACCCCGCUGAAUUUGUUACUCCUAAAUGGGAGAACUUGAAGCACUUUAAAUUCUGCGUUAAAGUGGUCCUGUUCCUGUUGGGAUUCCUCUGCUCCCUCUCCGUCACUCUCCUGGCUGUAUGUUUACUUAAUCGACCUGCACGCAAGCUGUCCUACGCGGAGGUAAGCAGGACGUGGCCCAGAGCCUUGUCAGUCUUCUUCCUGAAGACAGGAGUUCUGGGCCUUUGGUGCCUACCUCAUAGAGACAACAACUCAGCCAGAUCAACAGCUGAGAUAUUGAACUCUUGACUUCUGCUUGCAGUUGGUAUUACUGUCCCCUUUAUCCCUUCCAUAUAGAGUUCCAUGUCUCAGGC
This is a messenger RNA of Nycticebus coucang (slow loris), 3752 nucleotides long. RefSeq names its product SLAM family member 9 (gene SLAMF9). The record is from RefSeq and is a predicted model, not a curated record. The coding region runs from base 2298 to 3164 and encodes 288 amino acids. Gene Ontology annotation, biological process: T cell activation. Gene Ontology annotation, cellular component: external side of plasma membrane. The transcript is spliced from 4 exons. Lineage: Eukaryota; Metazoa; Chordata; Mammalia; Primates; Lorisidae.